AUCAACAAGUUUAGUCGUAUAUUUAGUAACAACAUAUAUCAACUCAACAGACAUAUCUUUUAAGUUUACAAUCAAUAAUGCUGAAUAUGAGAUUACCACUAUUAAAAUAUUCUUGGAUGUCUAUGUGUCAGUUUUUGAAACUAAAUACGGUUGUUCGUAUGUGGAACAAUAGUUAAUUACAGAAAUAAAAAUGUUGUACAAGGCAAUAUGUGCAUGUGUGUUUUGUUUGGAGGUUGUUGUUCUGUUUCAUACGUUGCUCCACUUCAUUCCCUUUCUCUCGUCAGUGACUCAACGAUUGACGCUCUCAGAUGAUUCAAUACUUUCCAUGUUCACAAUAGAUGCGUUACAUUCUGUGAUGUUUAUUGGACAGCACAGCAUAUUGGCCUCAACAACAUUCAAGAGCAUACUCGAGCAUUUGGGUUUAUCGGAAUUAUGCAGAGCGCUGUACGUAGUAUCGACGUCCAUAGUUCUACAGGUGAUGAUAAGAAACUGGCAAUCGAUUCCAGAAGUGUAUCUGUGGUAUGUUGAUCUGAGGGAGUCCCUUCUUCUUGCCAAUUUUUUCCUGUUUCUACACUGUGUGUUUUGGACCAUUUUGGCUUUUCAAAUACUCGCUGCAUGCCCUCUGUACCACUUCGGAUUUGCGCAGAUUCUUGUUACCCUCGACUGGCAAGAACGAAGAAACAACAACGAAUCAAUGCUGCACCAAUUGCUGAGCCGCUUGCCUCACCCCGGAGGUUGUUGCUUCAUUUCAAUCCUGUGGUGCCAUCCCCACAUGACCUUUGACCGCAUGAUAAUCGCGACCGUCUUCACUAGCUACCUGUGUGUCGGGAUGGAUACAAACCGAUCAGACGUUAUUCGCGCUCAAAAUUACCAUCACUGCAAGAAGACAAGAACUGUUUAUAAGAACUUUUAAUGAUUUAGAAGCAGAAGUAGAUCUAAAAGGAGCGAUGUAUACGUACAUGUAUGCUUAGUUCGGAUGAUAUUGUUUUUUUCAGUAAAAGUUUAAAUGUUUUGGUUUUAAAGACUGACAUUGACAGUCGACACUAUGCACAAUGAUAUAUAUGUUACAAAGUUAUAAUAGUAGUUUUAAUAUGAAUAUAAUUUCGUGUUUUUGAGAUGUGUACACAUAAAUUACAGUCACACAUACAGUCAUAUUUGAGUGCGUGUUUAUGAGUUGUGUAAAACUAUAUCACUGUCUCACAUCUAUCAAUUCUGCAUAGACAAGUCUGACCUAUUAUUGUUAUGAGUGCUACUUAAUUACACGUUUCGUUCCCUAUAUGUAAUGAUGGCUAGUUCCUCAUGGUGUUACUUCAUUUCUUCUCACGAUGUCUCUACAUACAUGUUCAAGUGUUACAACACUUACAUAAAUACAUGAUACAAAAUUCCUUUGGGUCGUAAUAAAUUCGUUUGGCAUUUGACAUAUAAACAUUUACUAAACUUUCACGUUUCGUUCCGUGUAUGCCAUGAUGCUAGUUUCUCACGUUGUUUUGUUUUUUAAUUUAAAUAAAAAAUUAUCUGUGUUA
Dreissena polymorpha is the source of this 1523-nucleotide messenger RNA. Its product is annotated as nurim homolog. The record is from RefSeq and is a predicted model, not a curated record. NCBI's taxonomy places the organism in Eukaryota, Metazoa, Mollusca, Bivalvia, Myida, Dreissenidae. Gene Ontology annotation, cellular component: nuclear membrane. The coding region runs from base 191 to 913 and encodes 240 amino acids. The transcript has 4 exons.